GAUAGAUACUAGUAGCACUACACUGUACUAACCUCUCUUAUUAUUUUUCGGACUCAUAAUAAAUAUUUUACCAAUCAGGGAAUAUGAUGUUAGUGAUCAAAUUUCUCCACACAAAAAUUGACUGGUUUUGAUCCAAUAAACACUCAAUGCUUCGCCACAAAUUACUCAAAAUCUAUUUUUAGGAUUUUCUUCCUAAUGUCUCUAUAAAAACCUUAGUUUUUCCCAUUUUCACUAAUUUUGUUAUAUCGUAAAUAAAUAGGUCCGUUUAAUUUAUUUAUUUUAUUCCAUCUUCUUUGUAACAGUCGUGUGUUUGGUGGUGUUCCAUCCCAAGAAAAUUAUUUCCAUAUCUCAUCACCUACAUAUUUUCGGUUGUUACAAAAGAAAAUUCACACACACAAUUAAAUCGGCAUUUUUAGAAAAUUCUAUUUUUUCAUAUUUUUUUCUCGUAAUUAUGGGGUUUCUCCAUAAACUUUGGGACGAAACACUGGCCGGACCGCCUCCGGACGCCGGCCUCGGCAAGCUGCGCAAAUAUAACUCUUUCUCCGCCUCGAGAUCCGCCACCGCCCUGCCCCAAUUCGACGCCAACCAGGCCCGGAUCACCCGGAGCAUCACCGUCGUGCGCCGUGAUGCUCUACGUAACCUAAACCUAAAUGUCGACGUCGGAUCACCGUCGACACCUUCCUCCGCCACCAGCUCCACCUCUAGCUCUCCGUUCUCACCAAAUUCUCCAGGAGGGAAUUUUAAGAAAUGGUUGAGGAGGAAACCGACAACGGGUGGAGGAGGGUUGCACAAUUCCGACCAUGAGAGUAAGAAUUUUCAUGAUUGGAUUCUGAUCGUAAAUUCUUUGGAUCGCUGAGUUUAUUUCAAAGAGGAAGUGAUGAAUUUGUUCAAAAAAAUUAUAUAUAUGUAUGUAUGCAAAUAAGUUAACCUUUUUGGGUAAGUUUUGCAUGUAAAAAUUAAACCAGAUGAUGGAGAAAAUGUAAAGGAAAGAAAAAAUCAUCUGUUUAGGAUCUCUAAGUAAUGCUUCUGAGAAGAGUAGAGAGAGGGAAAGUCGAGUUAUUAUUUUAUUCCUCAUUUAUGGGGAUUUUCUUUUUCUUUUGGAUAUAUUUUGUCAUUUUAAUUGACAAUUAGGGAUUUUCUUUUAUAUACUAUUGUUUGGGGGGAUUUGAUUCAUGUACAUAAGGUUUUUUUUUGGGUUGUAAAUAUGUUAUUUUUGUAUUUGAACUUCUCUCAUGAAGCAGUA
Molecule: messenger RNA, 1243 nt
Organism: Salvia splendens (bonfire salvia)
Lineage: Eukaryota; Viridiplantae; Streptophyta; Magnoliopsida; Lamiales; Lamiaceae
Product: dormancy-associated protein homolog 4
Exons: 3
Coding region: 452-856 (134 amino acids)
Source: RefSeq, a predicted model, not a curated record